AUGGCGGGGGGUGAUCGUGGCGGUCGUGGUAGCCGUGGUGGUGCUGCUCGUGGAGGCGGACGUGGCAGUGGACGCGGUGGUUUCGGUGGUGAUCGCGGUGGCCGUGGUGGCGGACGCGGUGGUGUCGCUAAGCGCGGUGGUCCUGCCCGUGGUGGUGCCCGUGGUGGUCGUGGCGGUACUCGUGGCGGUGCUCGUGGUGGGGCCAGGGGUGGUGCCAAGGUUACGGUCGAGCCUCACAGACACGAGGGUAUCUUUGUUGCCCACGGCAAGGAAGAUUAUCUCUUGACCAAGAAUUUGGUCCCUGGCGAGUCAGUCUACGGCGAAAAGAGAAUUGCCAUUGAGGGUGCUGAUGGUACCAAGGUUGAAUACAGAGUCUGGAACCCUUUCCGCUCCAAGGUCGCUGCUGGUGUCCUCGGAGGUGUCGACAACAUUCACAUUGCUCCCGGCAAGAAGGUGCUGUACCUCGGAGCCGCCUCUGGAACCACGGUCUCUCACGUUGCUGAUAUUGUCGGACCUGAGGGUCUUGUUUAUGCUGUUGAGUUCUCUCACCGCUCCGGACGCGAUUUGAUUAACAUGGCCAAGAAGCGUACGAACGUCAUUCCUAUCAUUGAGGAUGCUCGCCAUCCUCACAAGUACCGCAUGUUGGUCGGCAUGGUUGACGUUAUUUUCGCCGAUGUUGCUCAGCCCGAUCAGUCCCGUAUUAUUGGAAUCAACGCCCAUCACUUCUUGAAAAACAACGGACACAUUGUAAUCUCGAUCAAAGCCAACUGUAUCGAUUCGACUGUGGAUGCUGCCACUGUUUUCGCCGGUGAGAUUCCCAAGCUUCAGGAGCAGCGCAUCAAGCCCCAGGAGCAGUUGACGCUGGAGCCAUUCGAGAGGGACCACGCCCUGGUUGUCGGCAAGUACGUUCGCUCUAAGUAA
Messenger RNA from Gamsiella multidivaricata, 921 nucleotides. Its product is annotated as Fibrillarin-domain-containing protein. Gene Ontology annotation, molecular function: RNA binding; histone H2AQ104 methyltransferase activity; rRNA methyltransferase activity. The record is from RefSeq and is a predicted model, not a curated record. The coding region runs from base 1 to 921 and encodes 306 amino acids. The transcript has 4 exons. Gene Ontology annotation, cellular component: nucleolus; small-subunit processome; box C/D methylation guide snoRNP complex. Gene Ontology annotation, biological process: box C/D sno(s)RNA 3'-end processing; rRNA methylation. Lineage: Eukaryota; Fungi; Mortierellomycota; Mortierellomycetes; Mortierellales; Mortierellaceae.